GGAAAAAUCUGGGGGUACAAAGCAAUUCCUGGUUCCUGUGUUUUUCCUGCCCCUUGGAUAGGCCUAAUAAAGGAUCAUCAACAAACAUGAGAAAACUCAACAUAUCUAGAAACGCCCUUGAAAGUAUACCCGCAAGUUAACGGUUCUUUAUACUGUUCCAUCCUCUGGCUGCUUUGACUUUGAUGAUGGGAGACUUUAAGUUGUUCAGGAAGUUUCUCCUUCUGAGAGAAGUUCUUGAAUAGGAAUUUUCCCUCAAAAGUUCAAAUCAAGGGAAGAAAUGGCGGAUGUGGCAGGUGACAAGACAGGUUCCUCUUCUUCCACACCACCAACUGAUGGUGUGGGGGGAGGCCCCAUCAUCAAAGAGUCCCAGGAGUCAGAGGAGUACCAACAGGACCUGCAGGUUGUCCUGGGCACGGCGUUCGGCGUCAUCGCAGUUGUCGGACUAAUUGCCCUCACUUUCCUCCUGUACCGAGUGUACCGGGCUCGGCAACGGGCUCUGGCAUAUACUCCAAAUGAUGAAAAUGGUGUGUUUGAGAGACAGAUGUCAGUUGACAUUGGUGUCAAGUCCCAACCCGUGGUCCUACUUCUCUACGCCAACGACUGCCCGAUUCACGAGCGGGUUGUAGCAGCUCUGGCAGGUUUUCUAAUGGAGGUUUGUGGGGUCACAGUGACCCUUGACCUUCUGGAAGAGACAGACAUCAUGGAGCGAGGAAUCGACGACUGGCUGGUGGACAAGUUACAGGAAGCGGAUUACAUCCUCGUCAUAUGCUCUGUCGGGGCUAGACUUCGCUGCUCCAAAAAGAAAAUUCGAUUUAAGUCGGAUAGCAGCAGGGUUCUGCCAGAUUAUUUUGCCGUGGCGGUGGAUUAUGUUGCAGAGAAAAUGCGGGCAGAGAAGCAGAAAGGGCUGGGUAUGAAUAAGUUUGUGACAGCUUACAUGGAGUACUCUACCCCAUCAGAUAUACCCCCGCAGUUAGAGUCAUCGACACAGUUUUGUCUGAUGAAAGAUAUCCAUGCCAUGCACAGCCAUAUGAACGCUCAGGGACCAGAAUCUGACAAGAGUGACUCUGGCUCUCAGCACAGCUCGUGUGAACGUCACUACCACGAAACAGAGACAGGGGCUCUUCUGAAGGCCACGCUCGAACAAGCGAAGACGUUCUUUAGAGAGAACCCUGCGUGGAUGGAUGAGUGUAUCGAGCAUAUCGAAGCACCGUUUUGGUCACUGCGCCGAGGCAAAGCCAAGAAAAAGCGUCGCAACUCCAUGGAACAACCUCUCAUGCUCUCGGGGACGCCUCAGGUGAUGUCUUACCAGAAUCAUGACAACGUUCUGGGCGUGGAGAGGGGCACGCUUGGCGUCAGUCCGUCAGCUCUCUCACACCACAUGAUGCACCGGUCGACCUCCAAGAACUUGCCGUUCCAUCACAGUGAACUGAUGGCCGUGGACCCGGAGGUGUGCAGCACACUGCCGCGCAGCAGCGCUACCUCACACCUACAGAAGUGUGGCCAGUUCUGUCUCCUCGGGACGGGCGUGUCCCAGGGCAGGCAAAACUCUCUCCCUUCGUCUCUGGCCAGCAGCUGUCUCAUCGACCCCACGUCUACUCAAACAAUGUCCAAGAGUAUGGACAGUUUCGCGCGAGAUUCGGCCAUCCACGCUGAGCUAGACGGGCACACUUGUUUCUUCUGCAAUAACGUCCACAUGGAUAUACGGUCGUCCUGUCGGAGACACGCCCAUGCCAGACAUAAAGGUUCGGACGGAGAUUUGCCUCAGCACUCGUCCUUGGUCUCGAUGGACCACAGCUGCUCACAUCUCGCGUUACCGACGUACGGUGUGAGUCCGAGUCGUUCUCACACGAUCCUUCAGGCAGAGGUACACCAGGAAUGGGGCCACUCAAACAAGGGCACGCCCGAGAAGAAAUCUGCAACGUUAACUGGAGACCCACGCUCGUGGAGCUCUGACCUUGACACAAGCGGCGGUCCCCUCACGCCGUAUCAGUCCCUCCCUCCCCACUUCCCCCCACCCGUGUCAUCACAGCCCCCGGACAAGUGGGAGCUUCGUCAAAAUCUCCACGGGUGGCCAGAUUCUUCGUGCCACACCAGGCUGGACUUGUGCAAUCCCAGACUGCCCCGGCGGUCAUCCUCGGAUGUUUCUAUCUCUACAGAUGACUCUGGGUCGCUAUCAGACGGAGACUCCUUGGAGAGAGACUUGCGAUCCAUUCAGAAUAUUUCGUCUUUUCAUGACUUUGUGAUUUCCUCGUCUUUCGUUGGAAGUGAUCGAUCGGCGCAGAGAUCUUUAAAAAAUUCUGUUCAUUCAGACAUCAAGUUGCCAAUGUGUCUGAAAACUUACGAUCUUUCGUCUUUAAAACGGGAGGACUUUGACAUGGAAAGGUGCACAUAUCGCAGUACGGAAGAAGUGGUAUGAUGUACACAUUCACACUCUGGACAUGGCCACAAUCCAGUGGAGAAGCCCCAAGUGGUCUGAAGUGCUAUUUUGUAAAGAUACAAAUUUUACUUUUGGCAAACAUACUUGGCCACAUCCACUCCACUUGUGAUGGGGGAGAGAGGUGGGGAGGGAAGGGGGGUGCAAAAGGGGCUGUGGCUGUAAAUCAUAUAAAGUCUGGCCCUGAUGUUUCUGAUUUUUUAAAAUCCACAAACACAUGUUUUCUUUCACUGAAUUCUGGUCUCUGUAUCAUAAUAAAUUAUUUUAAUGUGAUGUGCAGAAAGUGGUUGUAUAUCUCACAUGUUCUUUGUGAGUGAACUGUUUUCAAAAGAUGAGCUUGACUCAAGAAGUGCUUUCUUUUCCGUUUACAUCAAACCACAAAGAUGUAAAAACUAAAUGAAGUCGGAUUUUUUUUCAGUUAAGGAAUAAGCGUGUAUGUGUAUAUUGUUGCUAUUGCAAGAAAAAUGUGUGAUUCUAUUUUUUUUCUCUUACCAUGAGAAACAACUAUAUUUUUCUUUUGACACUGAUGAUAUUUUAUGGGAAAUUGUGGAAAGCUCUCGUUUGGUUUGCUCCUUCUUUACUGUCAAACAUCUAUCGUCCUAAAUCUCUCCUUCUUUUCUUUGUAUGUUACUCUCUGUAACAUUGACACCUCUAUUCUUCAGCACUAAUGUAACCUUUUUGUGUAAGAAGUGCCGUAAAACUUUUACUAUUUAAAUAAAAACUAAACUCACCGUAACUAUUUUAAAAUAUUGUAUAUUUCAGCAUAAUUGAUGCUGGCAAGCGCUGCCUUUAUGUGGGGGAAAAAGGCAGGCAAACACACAUAUAUAUAUAGUAUCUGCAUGAUCUUUUUGUCGUACUGUGAUGAUUGUGUACUCCCUUUAGUGGAGUUCAAACGAUGAUCGGAUGAUCGACUUCACUGUGCAAGUCUUGUGUCUGAUUAUCUUUUCAGCCUGAAAAAUUUUUUUACUUUGCAUUUGACUAGAAUUUUUAUUGAGUAUCUCUGUCUUUCUGUUGGGCCUUGUCCCUCUUUGCCUGGGUUGACCCUGAUAGGCAGGGUCAGAACAGCCUGUGUCCUCAAUGAUCAGAUUUGUAUUGAUUGAGGUGUGAAACACUCACUAUUUUAAAAAAAGGAAAAAACAUGGGGUAUCGAUUGCAUUAGACAGGAGGGCAUUAUAACAGUGUUUUAAUUUGAUUUGAAAAUUUGGGUCGUUGCAAUGUUUUUAAGGUACAUGUACUGCAACCUUUUGAGAAUGGGUCAUGAACAUACAGUGGAAUCUGCUUAAACCAAAAGCUACAGGACUGCCUGAUUUUUUUCAUUUAAACAGGGAUUUCUGUUUCGAGAAGUUGCUGAAAUAGUGAUGAUUGUCGACAGCAUGGAGUUAGGAAUGCUAUACUGGCGGCAAAUUUCAACUUUUAAAAAAGUUGUUUUCUUAUCUACCACUCACAGUAACUGCAGUUUGAGCUGCAAGCUGUAUUGUAUGCAUUGUCCUUUCUUUUCGACAUUAUCAGCUUGCUUAUUCUGCCAAACAGUCACAAGGAAAGAAAGUGAGAAAGAAAGCCCAAUGUCCGCGACAUCAUAAAACACACCACAUGCCUCCACAUGCUCAUGUGUAGAACCUGUGUAAACUAGCUUUGCAGAGACAAUGAGCAGUGACCAACUGCAAAUGGCGUGACCAACAUACAUAUUUGCUAUCCUGCGUAACUAGGCCUAAACAUAGUGUGAAGGUCUAUAUUGAUGUGGGCAAUUAACAUCUAAUAGGCAAACAGUACACUGUCGUUGCCUCUCUCUCUGGCCCGCAAUCAACACACUUGUUACCUCAUGUCUUUGUCUUCUGUGUCGCUGUCUUGAAGCAUGCAAUACGUGAUGAUUUGCAGUAGUUGAAGGUUGCCAGUGAAAAUUUAGAGGACUUAACCCUCAAAAUUCUUUUCAGUUUAGAAAUGCUCCUAUUUCGGGUUAUCAAUAGAUUUUUUGCAAAGACGAAGAAAAGAAUCAAGGAUUUUAUUUAGCGGUUCAUCUGUGUUCGGAUUUACCGUGUUCGGUUAAAGCAGAUUCCACUGUUUAUUAUAUUUGAACUGAUCGUCAAAGCUGUUUGAAGAAUACUUUUCUUUUGAAUAUCAUUUAAUGAUAAAUAGCCAUUGAGCAUUUUAUGAAGUGUGGCUUAUUGAAUGGAUUAAGACAGGUGCUCUUAUAUUAUUGUAUUUAUACUGUACUGUGUGUUUUAUGAAGCAAGUCGUCAGUGCAUUUUCAUAAAUGCGCAAGUCUGGAAUUUUUCAGAUAUAUUUUUGCAUUAUUAGCCUCAAAAAGAGAUUCCCCAAUGAGGAACACAAAGAUUGCAUAGCUUUAUAGCAGGAAUUGUGCUUUUGUCAUGCAAUCUAAAUACUAAAAUCAUGAUCGAAUUUAUGUCUCUCUUUUGAAAUCAAAUUUACAUAUUUAGAGAAUUACACGGACGAACUACGUUUCCAUGUCUAUUACUAUGUUAUCUUGUUUCUUGGUGCUCAACCUGACAUUGUAUCACUACUGGUCAAAAUAGAAAUGUGCUUGGGCUAAUGUUUGAGGUUUUAUAUCCGGCUAAAUGCAUUACAUUCAGAUAUAGGCACAGGUAUAGUAAAGAGUAAAGUGUGUCGAGGAAAAAACAAAGUCAGAACAGAAGGGCGGAUUGUCCUCUUUACUCUUUUACUUUGUUACUUCUGCCAGUUUUUCCUCUGCACCUUAAUUCUCAUUUCUGUGUUAGUAGUGUGUCUUUCUUUUUAAAACUCAAACUGGGAGAUAAAUAGGAUGAAAUUUUGUAGAUGAAUUUGGGGUUGGUUGGAAAAACUGUUUACCAGCACAGUUUAGAUUUACGGAUUAGGGAGGAGGGGAAGGGGAGCAAUGAAGAAUACAUCAUGUGUCUUGGUAGUCUCGUAAGGCGUGUUGUAAAAGAAAGCGGUUAUCUGCUUCACCCUUUUAGUCUUGCUCUCCUGGCAAGGAAAGACUGUGUGUCCCGCUGAACUCCCGGGCCAAAACUACAUAUUUCUUUCCCACCAACAAAAGUUGUCUCACACACUAGUCCUACAGUAACAUUGGCAUUUUGUAUUUUGAAAAAGAACAGCCAGUCUAGCCUUCUACCUCAAUUUUGCAGACUUAUUUGAAUAGCUAUUUGUAUGGGAACCCUAUUGUCUGACAGCCUGUAUUAUAUCCCACCUCAGUAUUCCAGGGAUCUGGCAUGUCGCUAUCGAGAAAAGUCCUUGAUUUUCCGGAGUCCAGUUUGGCAAGGUUGUCUCUCUCUUGUUCCAGUGCUUAUUUUUUCUUCUUUUCCAACUUGUCUGCUACUUUAAAUGUGGCUCACCCACACCCCACACCUUCUCUUCCACUCUCUUGUUUAAGUUUUUGGUGUUGUUUUUUUAAAUCAAUUAUACAGUUUGUGUACAAUUUAUAUUCGGAGCUUUUUUUUCCAUUGCAAUAUUUCACUUUAUAUUAUAUUAUACAUACAUUUUAUAUCAUAUGUUUGACAUGGCCUUUGAUUGAAUUACUAAUAAUAACGCUCCACACUUAUUUGUAUUAAGUUGUAGCACACUCAGUUUAUUUAUUGUGAAUAAUUGUACAAGAAAAAAAUGUAAUGGAGUAGGGGUAGAAAUAUGAUGCAGCAUGUACCCAUUAUCUGUAGUGUUGGCUGAGUUUCUGUACGCAACAAUAUUGGUACAAUCAUUACAAAUGUCAAAUACUUCCACACUGCACCACUGAAAACAGAAAAGGAAAAUGAGUUUAUAUUUUUGAAAAUAACUCUUUCAUGACAUAUUUUUAUUAUUUGUGCAUUGGUAAUUUACAUUGAUAAUAAAUAGCCCCCUCUCAGUACUGUCUCCUGCCAUCUGCCACACCUAAUGAGCAGGUGGUUAGAGGGUGCCAUUGGUU
Molecule: messenger RNA, 6323 nt
Organism: Aplysia californica (California sea hare)
Lineage: Eukaryota; Metazoa; Mollusca; Gastropoda; Aplysiida; Aplysiidae
Exons: 6
Coding region: 278-2416 (712 amino acids)
Molecular function (GO): interleukin-17 receptor activity
Source: RefSeq, a predicted model, not a curated record